Austrofundulus limnaeus is the source of this 1770-nucleotide messenger RNA. It is a transcript of the gene st13, whose product is annotated as ST13 Hsp70 interacting protein. The record is from RefSeq and is a predicted model, not a curated record. Bases 153 to 1226 code for a protein of 357 amino acids. NCBI's taxonomy places the organism in Eukaryota, Metazoa, Chordata, Actinopteri, Cyprinodontiformes, Rivulidae. Gene Ontology annotation, molecular function: Hsp70 protein binding; protein dimerization activity. The transcript has 13 exons.
AAAACACACAGGCGCUUCGCCACCACCAGGGAAGCAGCAGUGUUGUUGUGGAACAUAAAAUCGACCAAAGCCUUCCUCUACGGUGUUUCUCCUCUACGUUGUGCAUUUUUUUGAAAAUCAGGGCUCCGUGCGCUGGACGGUGACACACCACCAUGGACCCACGAAAAGUGGCCGAACUGAAGGGCUUUGUGCAACUAUGCGAGACCAACCCGGAGAUCCUGCACCUUCCAGAGAUGAGCUUCUUCCGGUCCUGGCUGCAGAGCAUGGGAGCAACACUUCCUCCUGAGGAGAAGAAAAAGGAUUCAUGUCAGAGUGGCUGUCCCUGUGGUCCCCCUCCUUCAGCAGCUUCACCUCCUGAACCUGAGCCCGCUGUGGCGUCUGAGAGUGAGGAGAGUGACAUCGAAAUCGACAACGAGGGGGUGAUCGAGCCGGACCUGGUUGAGCCACAGGAAAUGGGCGAGUUUGAAAAUGUUGAGGUCACAGAAGAGAUGAUGGAUCAGGCCAACGAGAAGAAGGUCGAGGCCAUUAAUGCUCUUGGAGAAGGCGACCUGCAGAAAGCUCUGGAUCUUUUCACUGAAGCCAUCAAACUGAACCCCCGUGUAGCAAUCCUUUACGCCAAGAGGGCGAGUGUCUUCAUUAAGAUGCAGAAACCCAACGCAGCCAUCAGAGACUGUGACAGAGCCAUUAGCAUCAACCCAGACUCUGCUCAGCCCUACAAGUGGAGGGGAAAAGCUCACAGGCUGCUCGGUCACUGGGAGGAGGCUGUCAGGGAUCUGGCUACAGCCUGUAAGCUGGACUAUGAUGAGGAUGCCAGCGCGUUGCUAAAGGAGGUCCAGCCAAAGGCUAAUAAAAUCGUGGAGCACAGACGCAAAUAUGAGCGUAAGAGGGAAGAGAAGGAGAUCAAAGAGAAACAAGAGCGCAUAAAGAAAGCCAGAGAGGAGCACGCACGCGCUCAGAGGGAGGAGGAAGCACGGCAGUCUGGAGGAGGAUUCUUCCCAGGUGCCGGUGGUUUCCCAGGUGGAGCUGCUGCUGCUGGCAUGCCUGGUCUCAGCGAACUUUUCAAGGAUCCCGAGCUGCUCAACGCCAUGAAGGAUCCUGAGGUGAUGGCUGCCUUCCAGGAUGUGGCCCAGAACCCGGCCAACAUUUCCAAGUAUCAGAACAAUCCUAAAAUCAUGGCCCUCGUCACCAAGCUGAGCUCUAAAUUCGGAGAUUCCCCGCAGCCGUAGACGACUACGAUGGUGGGGGUGGGGUGGGGGGCCAAAACUGAGCCGAAGACGUGGUGGAGCAAUCUCAAGAGCGACGCUUUUCAACAAUUAUUCACUGUGUUUAGUUAAAACAGGGAGGAGCUGACGGUGGGUGAACUGGUGAGGCGACGGAGAAAGAUGGGUGACGUUUUAUUAAUGUUCUUAAUCAGCCUGUUUAGACUCAUGUAAUCAAAGCAUCCCGACGGUUAGGAAUCAGCUCCGCUACGUGGAGAACCUCAAAGACGUGUCUCAGCCGGGACUUAGUUUAACCGCAGGUCGACUUUUUUUAAACGUGCGUUUGAAACAACUGCACUGCGAGCCCCUCCGUUAAGACACUAGCAUUUCUACAGCCAUUUAAUACGUGGUUUAACCUCUUUGUUCCCUCUGUGAACACAGCCGAACUCUCACACGGGGGAGCCGGCACGUUUUGUUAACAGAUCUGUUAAUGCAAAAAAUUAAAGUGUUGAUGUUUCACCCUGUUGGAAAAAAUAUUCACAAUAAAAUCUCUUGAUGCAAAACAAACUUA